GCAACAAGUAACAACUCUACGAAGAAGAUAUAUCUUGUAUCCCAUGCUUUAGCGUUAUAGGUUAUUCUAUUUUUGCAUUUGUUUAGAUUUAUACUUUUUAAUUUUAGGGACGUAAAUAAUAGUAGCAAUAAAAGUAUAAAAAUGGUUUUCAUAAACAUUAUAAUUGUCAAGCUUUACUGGAAUUAAUUGGUUCUAACAUUAUGCUUUAACCCUAAAAAUAUGAAAAAGUAAAUAUGAUCAUAUUUCCCAAAUUAUAUCUUCCGCUUCAUUAAGAGAAUAAUAUAAGAUGUUGCAUUCAACGGGAGUAUUGUCACCACAAGACAUUUUGGUAGAAGUUAGAAAAUUUAUUUCCGGAGCUGUUCGGCCGACUCAUAGUACAAGCACGCUUGAUGUAACGCGAACAGCUUUGACUUUACUUCGAAAUGUACCUGCCGCAAGAGAUGCAGUACUCGAAUAUUUCUGCAAUGUAUUUUUCAUUGCAGUUACCAAAUAUGUUCGUCAGCUGGAAACAAAUCAAAACUUAGCGAUAUGUGAGGAAUCUAUAAUAGCAGAAAUCCACAAUGUUUUAAGUAGCUUUAUUAAUGGCAAUCCAGAAGCAUGGGCACCAAUUAUUUCGGCAUGGUCAUUAGAAUUAUUAGGUAAACUUUCUUCAGAAUAUGCAAAACGUGGAAACUUACCUGCAAAUGCUGGAAUUAAUGAUUUCCUUCAACAAUGGAUGUCUUGUUGUGCUACCCGUACUUUAAUCGAUAUCACUGCUCAAUGUCUUCAAUGUCUUAUGCAUUCAGAUACAGGAUCUUGUAUUAAAGCACUAUUAGAUACUAGUGUAUUACAUAGUCCUCAUUUUGAUUGGGUAGUGGCUCAUGUUGGAAGUUGUUUCCCAAAUACAGUUAUUACCAGAGUGUUAUCGUGUGGUUUAAAAGAUUUUUGUGCAAUGGACCAUGAACAUAGUGUUAAAGAUCCAAAAUUGAAUUCAGUAGUUGGAAUUUUGGGUCAUUUGGCUGGUAGUCACUUUCAAGAUAUUACAGCAGCAUUAUUAGACUUAUUCAAGUGGAGCCUGCAGGAAGAUGUAAAUGUCGAUGAGGAUACAAAGAAUCAAAAAUUGGCUACUGUUCCAUUUCUUUUAAAUCUGGCUUCUCUUUCGCAAACUCUUUUAAAAGCAAUAACUAGUGAUGUAUUACAAACAUUAAAGCCAGAUAUAAUCCCGCAGUUAGCUUUAUUUGCUUCAGACUGGUGCAAAUACUUUGAUAACCAACCUGAAGCCCUGAUAGAUCUAACUGUUCAUCUGAUAUUAGGAUGUGAACAAGGAGCAUCUCAGCUAAUAAAUAUUUUACUAGAUGCAAGUUUAAAUACAAGUAAUGUUGGAUAUCAUAGUGUUAACGCUGCUCAAAGUGUAAAAAGCGUAUGUUCUGAGAUACUAGAGUUAGUAUUGCAAGAGAUAGAUCUACUUUUGAGGACACAUGGACCACAAUCUGCAAAUAUUGCCUUACUAAAUUCAGUCAAACAAGAAUUUCCAGUAAUAUUACCAUUACUUUUGAAUCAAAAUCCACUGCGAGUUCAAACAGCUAUCAGGCUGCUAUGUUUUCUUGGAAGUCAAAGUCCUAAUAUGUUAAUAUCUGCAGCAUCGUAUAUGUUAAUCAAAGCUGUAACUACUUUCCAUCUUGCCGCUCUGAUUCGGCUUGUUUCUAAUAACAUUGUAUUAUUUUCCUCUAAUAAUUCUGAAACGGAAAAUGUAUUAGCCAGCUACAGUUACUUUACACAAGUAGUUGAACAAGCACUUAGAGAAAUAAACUACAAAAAUGUAGAAAAACAAGAAACAAGACAACUCUUUCAAAAUCUUACAAUAUUGCUAAAGUGGGAGAAGUAUAACAAGGCAGUAGUACUCCGGUCAAAAAUGAUAACUCAAGCUAUAAAAUCCAAUCUACGCCAAAUCUCCACUCUGUUAACAAAAACAACUGACUUUGAUUUGGCUAAUGAUAUUGCUAAAAUGUUAGACUUAUUUAGUAUGCCUGAAAAAGAUAAUUUUUCCCCAAAUGUAGAACUCACCUUGAAAUUAACGAGAGCUGUGAUACAGUAUUUCUUUUUAUGCAUAACAGAAGAUGACAUCACACGAAAACAACAGGGUGUGAAGAUCGUUUGUCAUUUGUUAAAAGAUUUAACUUUUUAUUCACCAUGUGCUCGAGUUUUAGCUCUAAGAGAAAUUCUAGGACAUAGUAUCAAUAAUAAUCCUGCAAAAUAUUUUGGUGCAAAAGAAAAAUUUGAACCAGAGUUUGAGGAAACGUUACUUUUGCAUCAAAACCACAAACAGGUUACGAGUACGAUGUUAGCUCAGAAACAUUCUUCAGUGUUUCACGCUGGAGUAAUUGGACAUGGUCCUCGGAGACCGCCACCAGAAAAUAAUAUCGAUAAAGAAAUUAUUGCUCUCAAUAAAAUAUUGCUGAUUGAUGUUAUAAAGGCAUGUUGUAGUAAUCGUGAACCGGAACGAUAUCCUGUGAACCUAGAUGCUUUAACAAUGGUCAGUUUAUUGUUAGUUGAACUAGUUUCACCUGAUGUUAUGUAUAAUGGAUUACCAUGGCCUGAUGAAGAAUUUACAAAGGUUACUAUAGAAAGAGAUUUGCAAAUCCAUCGAACAUUCAAGGAUGUCCCAUUAUUAUGGACAUUAUUAGAACUGACAGCUUGGUACAGACCAGCCUUAGCAUACUGCUCAGUUCUAUUGAGAGGUAUUGCUGCCACAGUUAUGGCUAACUGGAAUAUAGAAGAAGGUAUUUUACUCGUGAGUGUUAUGGCACUUGGUCAGUUAUUACCACCUCCAUUAGCAAGCAUAAGGGAUGUUCUGCCAGUUUUAGAACCGCAUCAGAUAAAUACUAUAAUGAAAGAAUGUGUAUGGGCUUACAUGCGUGAAAAUGUUCCAUCACCUGCUCUCUUUACACGUAGCGAAGGAGCUAACAUAGCUUGGCGAGACACGGACACUUCUACUCCAAAUUCACGGUUUACAGAAACACUUCGUUUAGUUUUGUUAUCCAAUAUUCAUACAUUGGGUCCACUUUAUGCUGCUCUUUUCUUACAAUAAAAAUAAAUAGUUAAAUUUUCUACCAUAUGUACAUAUUUUUAUGAAUAAAAUGAUAUAAAUCUAAAAAAUUAAUGUUAUAUUAAGAAGAUAUUUAGAAUAAGUAUUAACACAUCCUUUAAAUUUACAUUUUUGUAAAAAAUAUUUCUAGAUUAUUUUAUUAAAUUACAUUUGUAGAACAACUUCUCAAAUAAUAUUGCAUUAAUAUAGUUUGUAUUUAUUUAAAAUGAUAUUGUGGAUUAAUGUCUAAACAUUGGGUUCGCCAUUCAUUAUCCUUGAAGUGUAUAACAAUAAAUACAUUUUUAAUCAUGUUUUCAUAACAACUCUAUGUAUAAAAUAAAAGGUACCAUUUGUAUUAUAUAAAAUAGGAAUUUUUUAAGUUUACUAAUAUCUGAAUACAACUAAAUAAUAUACAGUAUAAUACGAUAUACAAAUACAAUGCAGAUAACUUAUAAAUAAUUUUUUCCAAUUUCAUCUAAUUAUGUCGAAUGAAUAUUACUUUCAUUCACUUAAAUGUAGUUCGCUACUUUCAAAUGCUAGUAAAAAGACAAAUUAAUACAGGUCAGACUAAAAAGGAAAACAAAACAAAUAAUAAAUUUUAAUUUUUAUAAAAGCAUAUUCACUUCUAAAUACAUACAAGAAAGAAAUGUUACUUUGCUUUGUAUCAUUAUUAAUAUAGGAAUGAUAUCUAUGAUGAGCGAACACUGUACGAAUUAAUUGGUUGUACGAAUACCCUAGGUGGGUGUCUCGUCCUGACGAAAUGAUUAUACAUUAUGCAAUGAUUCGUUUCACAUAAACGUCACGAUCUUAAUCGCGCGCUUUAAGAGAGUCUUUUACAUAACCCCGUUUUAUUCGGAGCAUAAAA
Messenger RNA from Bombus terrestris (buff-tailed bumblebee), 3929 nucleotides. RefSeq names its product integrator complex subunit 5 (gene omd). The record is from RefSeq and is a predicted model, not a curated record. Gene Ontology annotation, biological process: snRNA 3'-end processing. Bases 287 to 3067 code for a protein of 926 amino acids. The transcript has 11 exons. Lineage: Eukaryota; Metazoa; Arthropoda; Insecta; Hymenoptera; Apidae. Gene Ontology annotation, cellular component: integrator complex.